Histoplasma mississippiense is the source of this 846-nucleotide messenger RNA. RefSeq lists its product with no specific name. Lineage: Eukaryota; Fungi; Ascomycota; Eurotiomycetes; Onygenales; Ajellomycetaceae. The transcript is spliced from 6 exons. Bases 1 to 846 code for a protein of 281 amino acids. Gene Ontology annotation, molecular function: nucleic acid binding; RNA-DNA hybrid ribonuclease activity. The record is from RefSeq and is a predicted model, not a curated record.
AUGCACUCGUUUAUUAUUAACUGCCUCGACAACACCUCAGUCAUCUGGGGCAUACGGGGCAGUGCAGCAGCCUCCUCAAACUGGGCCUACAACCGCUGCCAUGAGCUCCUCAGACAGCACAAUGUCGGCCUGAAGUGGGCUCCUGGGCAUAUGGGGAUAGAGGGCAAUGAGGAAGCAGACCGCUUGGCUAAGCGGGCAGUCUCAUCCACUGCAGCCCCAGCCUAUGGUCUCGAGGCCACACCCACAGUCAGUGGGGUCCGCACAGUGGCCAAGCAGCUCAGCCAAGAGGCAAGGCAAAAGUGGUGGAGUGGAGCCUGUGGCAAGCUCUCUGACUGGUACCGGGGCUGGAGUUUCAGCAGGCCGACUGUGGAAUACCAAGUGAAGGCCCCUCCGGAGCUCACCAUGCCACGGCAUGCCCUUCACCGCUGGCUCGCACUCCGCUCCUCUCAUGGGGACUUCUCCUGGUACCACAGGCGUUUCCAGCAUGCAGAUGCGAGGCUCACCUGUGUCUGUGGACACAACAAGAGCCCAGAACAUUUGGUGCUCUGUCGACACUCACAGAGGCACUUUCUUCACUGGCCCAAGAGGCCAGCAGCACGGCCACACAACCGGGCGACAGCUGUUGCCUAUCUAGGGUCUCUGACCCCUACAGACUUUGUAGAACUGCUGGACCGCACGCAGUUCUACACACGGUACUGCACAAGUAGUAGUGUUGUUCAGCGAGAGUAUAAUGGAAAGAGCUUUCCUCAGUUCAUAUGUAUUGGGGCUAUAAUGUGGUUCUCUGAAAAGACCGCCGCCGCUGUAUAUAAAAGGCUUUAUAAAAAAGAUAGAAAAUGUGUGUUUUGA